AGAACAGCUUAAAAGUACGGCAGAGAAAAUUAUCAGAGAAAAUCUCCAAGAAACUAAUAAAAAUUUAUUAGAAGCUGAAAUAAAUCUACCAGAGAAAGCACCAACCCAGCAAAAAAAAUCUGAUAAAGAAAAUUAUCGGAGAACAGAGAAAUUACCAAAGAACAGCUCCAAACCCGGUGAAGAAAGUUGUCAGAGAACAAAUUCAAAAUUUCCAAGAAACCUACCAGAGAACAGUUCCAAAUCUGGAGAAGAAAAUAGCUCCAAAUCUGGCAAAGAAAAUUACCAGAAAACAGCUUCAAAAUUUCCAAGAAACCUACCAGAAAAGAACUUCAAACCCGGCGAAGAAAAUUAUGAAAGAAAAACUCCAAAUCUGGAGAAGAAAUUACAAGGGAAAAUCUCCAAACCUGGCAAAGAAACUAGAAAGCUGAAGCUGAAUUAUAUUAGAGUGAAGAAAAUUACCAGAAAACAUUCUAAAAAACCUACUCCUUACCCACGAAGAAAAUUAUUAGAGAACAACUCCAAACCUAAUUGA
Molecule: messenger RNA, 532 nt
Organism: Dentiscutata heterogama
Lineage: Eukaryota; Fungi; Glomeromycota; Glomeromycetes; Diversisporales; Gigasporaceae
Source: the annotation of a GenBank genome assembly